UACUCUCGCGACAUUCAGGCGGUCAGUGCCUGGUCGGAAUAAUGGCCGCCUUCGUAGCUAUGGCCGGAACGGGGAACAACACAAGAGGCAUACCAGGGCGUUUUAGCUGACCGUGAAGAGCGUAAAUCGCCGGGCACCCCCUCCUACCCGGCGUCCAGAGCGGAUGGGGAGAGGGGGCUUUGCCAAAAAGGACACAAGAAACGAGAGAGACUCGGAGGGACGAGAAGGAAGGCUAACACGACGCUGAUAUCUGGCGCUAGCUGGUUAUCAACAACCACGGUUGUUCCCGACGGCGGAACAAACCCGAAACAAACCUCGAGGAGCCGAGACAGCGGUGUGUCGGGAGGGUUUGAGGGAAAAACACUAGGGUGAUAUCUAGUGUGUGGUGGGACCAAAACGCUGGAGCGUGUGAUCAAACAUCCGGCUUGUCGGUAAUAUGAGCGGACCGGGGCAGGACAGCGAGCCAGAGGCCAAAGUCCUUCUCAUCAAGCGGCUUUACAGGGCUGUGGUGGAGUCUGUGCACAAGCUGGAUGUCAUCAUCAGCAGCAAGUCGUCCUACAGAGAGGUCUUCAAGCCGGAGAACAUCAGCCUGCGCAACAAGCUGAGGGAGCUUUGUGUGAAACUGAUGUUUCUACACCCUGUCGACUACGGCCGUAAGGCUGAGGAGCUGCUCUGGAGGAAGGUGUACUAUGAAGUCAUCCAGGUUAUCAAGACCAACAAGAAGCACAUCCACAGCCGCAGUGCUCUGGAGUGCGCCUACAGAACGCACCUGAUCGCCGGCGUGGGUUUCUACCAACACCUGCUGCUCUACAUCCAGUCCCAUUACCAGCUGGAGCUGCAGGACUGCAUCGACUGGACCCACGUCACGGAUCCACUCAUUGGCCGAAAGAAACCGGUGUCAGCCACCCCCAAAGAGAUGGAGUGGGCCCAGAUGGCCUGUCAUCGCUGCCUGGUUUAUCUCGGAGAUCUUGCCCGCUACCAGAAUGAACUUGCAGGAGUGGAGGCUGAGCAGCUGGCGGAGAGGUUUUACCACCAGGCGUUAUCUGUGAUGCCGCACGUGGGAAUGCCCUUUAACCAACUGGGAACGCUGGCAGGGAGCAAGUUCUACAACGUCGAAGCAACCUACUACUACCUACGCUGCAUCCAGUCAGACGCCCCCUUCGAGGGCGCCUACGGGAACCUGAAGCGCCUGUUCGACAAAGCUGCCAAGAUGUACCACCAGGUGAAGAAGCAGGAAAUGAAGAAGCUGUCUCCGUCUCGACAAAGAUCCAGAGACAUUAAGCGCCUCCUGGUGAGCUUCAUGUACCUCCAGAGUUUGCUGCAGCCCAAGAACAGUCUUUUGGAGACGGAGCUGACGUCUCUCUGCCAGUCGGUGCUGGAGGACUUCAACCUGGUGCUGUUCUACCUGCCCCCGCCGACCCACAGCGUCACUCACCACUGCCCCAGCGAGGAAGAGGAGGAGCAGCAGCAGCAGCACACAGACAGCUCCUGCCCCGUCCUCCCCGACACCCUCGUCUUCAAGAUGGUGGUCACGUGUCUGAUGGUGGUGCACAGCCUUAAGAGAGGAGGAUCAAAGCAGUACAGCGCUUCUAUAGCUUUUACUCUGGCCCUGUUCUCCCACCUGGUGAACCACGUCAACAUCCGGCUGCAGGCUGAGCUGGAGGAGACGGAGAGCCAGGUGCCUCCACUUCACACUGAUGCUGCAGAUGACCUGGAGACGAGGGACGUGUCGGCUCCGCCCACAGACCACUCUGACGAGAGGCCUCUGCAGAACGGUUCCCUGGAGCAAGAGGACGAGGAGGACAAGGAGGAAGACGGCUCGGAGAGGGUCGGCACCGCGAAGCACGGCAGCGUGGAGGAGCAGCGCAAGGUGGAAGAGGAGAAGCAGAGGCAGAAGAAGAAGUACGCCCGACUUUCCCGACUCCGGCGGCGCCGCUGCGCUCGCAAAGACACUCGGGGAGAGGAUGAAAGCGACCUGAGCGAAGGCUUCGAGAGCGAGGACGACGAAGACGACGACGAAGAGAGGAGGGGUCGGGCCGAUUCCACAGGUGGGACCACGACGACGACGGCGGCUCCGGUCAAUCCUACGUCCGUCCGGAAGGAGACGAAAGGAGACCCGCUGGGCGAGGAGGGAAGCUGGGGGAGCGGCUCGGAGGAAGAGGAGGAGGAGGAAGAAGGAGGAACGGCGUUCGACGUAGAGACGGACUCGGACAUGAACAGCCAGGAGUCUCGCUCAGACCUGGAAGACAUAGAGGACACGGAAAACUCCGAUAACUUAGAGGGUCAGGCCCGGGAGCAUCAGGACGAAGAGGAGGAUGAGGAGCAACCGAAGGAGGAAGGGGGGGAGAGGGACGGCGACACACCUCCCACCACCAACGGGCCCCUGACGCCCAGCGACUCCAGCAUCAGCAGCAACCUCCAGGCCAUGUCGUCUCAGCUCUUCCAGGCGAAGCGCUGCUUCCGCCUGGCGCCGACCUUCAGUAACAUGCUGCUGAGGCCCCAGCCCUCACCGUCCUCGGGGAUUCCCACCCCUACUGACACCUCUGCUCCCCCCUCCCAGGAGACCCCACCUCCUCCUGGGGAAUCGCCCUGUGACCUGAAUCCCGGUACUGCCAACGGAACCAAUGAAAACGACCUGGACUCUGAUUCAGAAGGAAGUCAACACAGCACUCAGUCCGUACACAGUGAAAAAACCCUGUUGGAGAAGCUGGAGAUCCUGACCAAUCAGGGCUUAAUCCAGGUGGUGAAGGUCUUUGUUGAUUGGCUCAGGACAAACACCGAUAUCAUCCUCAUGUGCGCACAGAGUUCUCAAAGCCUGUGGAACCGACUGUCUGUGCUGCUCAACCUGCUACCAGACGGCAGCAAGAUGCUGGAGGCCGAGCUCGGUCUGAACGCGGAGGUGACGGCGUUAUUGAACGAGUGCGAGCAGCCGGGGUUGGUCCAGAGUCUGCUGCUGCCCGAGGACCUGGCCCUGCGACACCUGCCCGCUCUCAACGUAGCUCACCGACGCCUCGACUUCACGCGCCGCAACACCUCCCUCAGCUCACUAGAGGAGUGUGUGGUGCGAGUCUGCUGUAUCCGCAGCUUUGGCCACUUCCUCACCAAUCUCCAAGGCAACGUUCUGCACUUCAACCCGGAGGCGGGAAUCUUCACCAGCAUCAGCCAGUCUGAGCAGGAGAAUCUGGUGCAACAGGCCAAGGCCCAGUUCAGAAUGGCUGAAGAGGAGGCUCGUCGGAAUCGCUUGAUGAGGGAUAUGGCUCAGCUUCGACUCCAGUUGGAGGUGUCCCAGCUGGAGGGCAGCCUUCAGCAGCCGAAAGCGCAGUCGUCCAUGUCUCCCUACCUGGUACCGGACACGGCGGCGCUCUGCCAGCACCUCAACCUCAUCCGACAGCUGGCUGGCAGCGGCUGCUUCAUCAUCAUCAUCCCACGGACGGUGAUCGACGGACUGGACCGGCUGAAGAAGGAAAACCCUGGCGCGAGGGACGGCAUCCGCUUCCUGGAGUCCGAGUUUCGCAAAGGCAACAGGUACAUACGCUGCCAGAAAGAGUCGGGUCGAAGCUUUGAAAGAGAUAAACUGAAGCGACAGGACAUCGAAGCUUGGCACUUAUACAAGAUGGUGGACAGUUGCCGCCAGCUGACCGUCUCCCAGAGCAACGGAGAUGAAGACACGGCCGGCAUGGUGACCAUUCUCACGGGCCAUCGGGUGGAGGAGCUCUGCUCUCAGUCUGCAGCCAUGAAGGCGGCGGUCCAGGCGGCCGGCUCUGCGGGCAUGGAGCUGAAGAACAUCGUGGAGUUCUACCGUCAGUGGAAGGAGAUCGGCUGAGAGGUCAAACCGGGGGGCAGCUGUCGGCGAAACAGCUGAUCGAUCACAACACUCGCUCCCUCUUCUCCCACUCUUUUGCUCUGUGUGUAUCUGCGUCUCCAAAGGCAACAAAAAAAAACAACAAAAAACAACAACAACAACAACUCGAAGGAAAAGCUGGAAGCUGGAUGGAAGAGUUAAAGCUUAGAGGGGUUGGAAAAGUAAAUACAGAGGAGUAAAAAACAAAAAACACAAAAAGAGAAAAUGCGGGUGAAGCAUCGCUAUAAGAAACAGGCGGAUCUCCCACCUCCCAACCCCUGAAACAUAAAGAGCGACCGGCUGUGGCUGUGGUCGGGGUGAGGAGAUGGUGGGACGACGCUACACAAUUUAAAGUGCCCCUGGUUCACGCCCUAACCAGGUUUACACUGUAUAUGUUAGCAAACGAGUACAUAACGUGUUGAGAGAAGCCACGCGCACACACAAACACACUCACGCUCAGAAGAAUCCAUUUAGAUAUUUAGAGCAGUGGUUUGGAUUUCGUUCCCUUCUCCCCUUUUCCCUUCGGUCUCUGUUUGAGGAGCAGGUUCGAGAGUGCGUGGGUCUGGUGGGGCUGGGCUUUCUUUUCCUUUUUUUUUUUUUUUUAUAUAUAUAAAGUCAAAGAUGUGACGCUCAGCCUCCACAAACACACCGGGCGUCCCCGUAGCUCGUACGCCUCUAGAAGGGUUGAGGAAGACGGAUGUAGUCUUCUCUCCUCCGGGAUCGGGUUCUUUCCUAUGUGGCUUUUUUUUUUUUUUUUUUUUUUUUGGUUUUUCUUUAUUUGCGGUGAACUUUUGUGACCAGUGACUUAUGUAUUGUGCUCUCUCUGUACGAGAAAAGGAAAAAAAAAAAAAAAAAGACAGGUGUCGCCCUGUUAAAGUUUUAAUUUGGAUUUUAUUUUUGUACCCAAAUGAUGUCGUUUAUUUUGCUUCUUUUUUUUUUUUUUUGUAAGCUGAAUCUGAAUGAUAUAUGCAAGAAUGUUUAAGGGAAGGGGAUGGGAUGAGGGGUUGUUGUCUUGCGUCGAUCCACCGAACGAGUCUCUUUUGGAAGCAGCCUGUAAUAAUCCAGAAUCUAUUUAUCAAAGUGAGAGGUGAGGGGGGGGAGUUUGGCUUCGUGCUGUGGUCAGCGGUGAAGGAGGCUCGAAGGAGGAGGAGAGAGAGGUCAGCUGACCUUCCCUGAGGAAUGUGGGAUGUGUUUGGACCCCUGUAAACCCCUUAAAUGUGUCCCAUCUCCAUCACACCUCCAUAGUGACUGUCCCAUCAUGCACAGUGCAAAAAGAAAAGCAGUAAAUGUGUGUGGCCAUGCAUUGAACAAUAAAAAGAAACUCGUGUAUGA
This is a messenger RNA of Mugil cephalus (flathead mullet), 5173 nucleotides long. It is a transcript of the gene smg5, whose product is annotated as SMG5 nonsense mediated mRNA decay factor. Gene Ontology annotation, molecular function: telomerase RNA binding; protein binding; telomeric repeat DNA binding. Lineage: Eukaryota; Metazoa; Chordata; Actinopteri; Mugiliformes; Mugilidae. Bases 437 to 3823 code for a protein of 1128 amino acids. The transcript is spliced from 22 exons. Gene Ontology annotation, biological process: nuclear-transcribed mRNA catabolic process, nonsense-mediated decay. The record is from RefSeq and is a predicted model, not a curated record. Gene Ontology annotation, cellular component: telomerase holoenzyme complex.